Molecule: messenger RNA, 1089 nt
Organism: Salvia miltiorrhiza (redroot sage)
Lineage: Eukaryota; Viridiplantae; Streptophyta; Magnoliopsida; Lamiales; Lamiaceae
Exons: 1
Coding region: 135-941 (268 amino acids)
Source: RefSeq, a predicted model, not a curated record
CACCCAAACGGGAGAAUUUGUCAAAUUGUUUGCACUUUUUAUUGUUGUACAUACAAAUACAAUAUACACAAACACUAAGCUCUAAGACCCUCUUAAACGCGUUCCUUCAGUAUGCCAGAAUUUACUAAUUCCAGAUGCCCAAUUUGUCAAACAGCCCCCCGGUAUCCUUUUCCUACACACAUCCUAUAUACACUAUAUAUACAUACAAACACGCGCACACACACACCCUCUUCUCACCUCACAAAACCAUUCCUUCCAUCACUCAACAACACAACCGCAAUCUCAGCGUGUCAAUGGUGGUGUACGUGGAGGAAGAGGAGGUCUGGAAAUGCUCCAAGCACCCCUCGAAGCGGCGGCGCAGCGGCAUCUGCCCCGCCUGCCUCCGCGAGCGCCUCGGCACUCUCUGCCCCGACUGCCACAACGCCCGCCCCUGCCCCUGCUGCGCCACCUCCGCCGAGUCCUCGUCUUCUUCCUCCUCCUCCUCCUUCGGCCGCGUCUCCAACCUCAUCGACGGCGAGCCCUCCUUCCGCCGCUCGAGAUCCGUCGCCGUCCCCUUCCUCCGCCCCAGGAACGCCGCCGACAGCGGCCGCGCCAGGACGCCCUCGUUCCUCUCCCUUCUCAAGAGAAGCAAGACGAAGAGAACUACCGAGCCGCCGCCCAAGGAGAAGGCCGAGCAAAGCGUGGCUGACGGCGUUGGUGAGGACAACUUCGAGAGCAAUAAUAGAAUUGAGGAUUUCGUGAGGAUGGUGUCUAGAUCAAGAUCCGUCAGCGCCGGCACGACGUCGGCGAUGGCGUCGGGGUUGUUCCGCCGCCGUGAUGACGCUUCGGCGCCGCCGGCGAGGGCUAAAUUCUGGCAUUUUCCGAGCCCGAUGAAGGCCUUCCGGAAGUCCAAGACUCCCAAGGUUGUCCUUCAUGAUCGAUCGCCUUUGCAGAGAGGUUGAUUUUAUUUUUAUUUUACUUUUUUUAUUUUAUUUUACCCAAUUAUUAACAUAAAGUGUUUUUAUUAACUUUUUGUAUUUGUAUGUAUUGAUCACACGGAGUAUUCCGAAUAACUAUAAUAAUAUGUUGCGAAUCUUAUUAUUUUGUUUA